AUGGAGAAGAUGCGGGAGGGUUUACAGCGACGAGCUCGUCGUAUGCAAGAAAAUUUGCAGCAGUCUGUAGGAUUGUCUGAGAAAAAAGACGAGUUGCAGAGUGUAAGUCAUGUCGAACAAAAAAACCAAAAAAUUAUUUUAGCGGUAAAAAACACGCGACAGAAUUUGCAGAAUUGUAUAAGAAGCGUCAAUAGAGAGGAAGCUAUUGAUAAACGGAAGAGACGAUUAGAUGAAUUUGGUCUUUGGCAACAGUUACUUGCGGAUUCGAAAGAAUUGGAAAAUAUUUAUCCGCGUUCGCAUCCAUCUGUUCUUGCUGAUACAAUGAAGCUGUAUGGCGAUGCUCUGGGUGUAAUUCUUGAAGAACGGAUCCUGACAGAUCAGUUAAUUGAGAAAAGUGUUCUGGAUGCUUUCGGGAAGUAUAUGGACGACGACAAAGCUCUAUCGAAAGCGAAAGAAAAACUAACGCGUACAGUUGUUGAUGUUGAAGUUAGCAGAAAACGUAAACAAGGAAAUCAUGAUGAGUCAAAGAUGCAGGAAAUCCAGGAUGAAUAUGAUGCCUUACAACUUAAAUUAGAAUCUUAUAAGGACAAUAUUUUUACGGAUAUUUUCGUGCUGCUAUCAAGGGAAGCUGAAAUUGCUGGUAUUUACAAGGAGUUGAUCAUUGCGCAAAUGGAAUAUUAUCGGACAGCCUUGCAGAAACUUGAAAACAUCUUACCUGAAAUCGAUAGGAAAAUCGCUUCCUAUCCUAAUCGUCCAGUCUUUGGAUGUCAUCUAGAAGAUCAUCUACGUUGCUCUAAUCGUUCGGUGGCUUUGGUUCUUGAAGUGUGUUGCUCUAUUUUGAAAUAUCAAGGUUUCCAGGAGAAGGGCCUUUUUCGAGUUAGCGGUAACACCAAUCGGAUCAGACGUCUCAAAGCAGCAUUUGAUGCGCAUCAGAUAAAUAAUGAUUCACUAGAAAUUGCUGAAUACAUUAAUGAUCCUCAUUCAGUUUGUUCCGUUCUAAAAUGCUAUCUUCGUGAACUUCCUGAACCAUUAAUGACUCAUGCUCUUCACUCAGAGUGGGUUAUCAUCGCCAA
This is a messenger RNA of Acanthocheilonema viteae, 1073 nucleotides long. Lineage: Eukaryota; Metazoa; Nematoda; Chromadorea; Rhabditida; Onchocercidae. The record is from the annotation of a GenBank genome assembly.